Messenger RNA from Gryllus bimaculatus (two-spotted cricket), 3189 nucleotides. Lineage: Eukaryota; Metazoa; Arthropoda; Insecta; Orthoptera; Gryllidae. The record is from the annotation of a GenBank genome assembly.
AUGGUUUUGGUUAAAGACAUUAGAGUUUCCGCUGGUAAACUUGCUGCAAUGAGAGAAGGCAGAUCAUCGAGAAGUAAGGGCACACCUGUCAGUGAAAACGAGUUGUAUGUUGGGAAAACAACUCCAAGAGAUUCAUUUGAAAAGCCUACACCUACCAAGACAAAUAUAUCCUCAUUGAAGCUUUCUCCACUGAAUGAAAUCAAAUCAUCAACAAAAAAGACACCUCCGAAAGAAAAACAGACAUCAGCUGCAAAGAAAACUCCCAGCAGAAAAGUCCAAAGCCCCAGUGAAAAUCUCAUUGUUGUGGGCCAAAAUAGGAUGUCUUCGGGGAAGAAAACAUCCGUUAGGGAGGAAAGCGUCUCUCCUGUGAAGCGUUCUUCUCAGAUAUAUAAUACAUCUACAGAAAAGAGAACACCUGUGAGACUUGCCUCUAUACUGUCUCCAUUACAGCCUUUGAGCAGUACUGGACGUUCAUCAAGAAAGAGAUCUGCAACUAGUGAAGACGAGAAAAUGCAGUUGAGCCAUAAAAAGAAGAAAACACGAGCAAGUGCAAUUGACUCUCCAGAUAUAUUUUCAAUUACAGAUUCCUCAUUUGAUUUCGGUGCAAUAAAAACACCUCAAGUUCCUCAAGAAACUUUUGUUUCUCCAUUGUCUUCUCGUUCAACACCAAACACAAGCAAAUCAACAGACUUGAAUUUUAAAUUAUUGUCAAGUGAGCGAGUUGUGCAGAAGUCUGGAGGAAGAAAAUCUGUGAAAACAACCCCAAGAAAAUCAGCAAAAACUCUUUUAAAUGUCAGUAAAUUUACUCCAAAUAAAGAAUUAAGUGAUUUAUCGGGCAUUAAGGAAAUAUCUGCCCCUGGAGUUGCUCUAAACAGUUCAUCAUCACAUGAGAAAUCUUCCUAUUCAGAUCUAGAAAAGUCACCAGAUAAAACCACUAAGAUUCUUAGGGCUAAAGAUAUUAGACAUAUUGUGAGAACUCCAGGACGGCACAGUACUCCUAAAGAGAUUUUGGGCAGAAAAUCCAUUAUUACAACUCCCAAUACUCAGCGAUCAUUGAAAAUCAAAUCAAUCCAUGCCCGGCAUUCUGCAUCACCCAUUGUAUCAACUUUAAAAGAUAAUGUCCAAGGAUUUGAGACAACAGAAUUGAGUACAAAGAAACAAUCAAGAACUGCCAAAGUGCAAAAAUCUCCGAAAAAUGACUUAUCUGAUAUUCAGGGGGUGAAGAAACUUUUAAGAACCCCUAAACCUCAAAAAUCUCCCCAAAAUGAUUUAAAUGAUGUUAAAGGUAUCAAGAAAUUAUUGGCUACCCCAAAAAUUCAGAAAUCCCCUAAAAAUGAUUUGAGAGAUGUUAGAGGUGUCAAGAAAUUGUUGGCUUCCCCUAAAGUUCAGAAAUCGCCCAAGAAUGAUUUGAGAGAUGUAAGAGGUGUUAAGAAGUUGUUGGCUUCUCCCAAAGUUCAGAAAUCGCCCAAGAAUGAUUUGACUGAUGUCAGAGGAGUAAAGAAAUUAAUUAGUACUCCAAAAGUUCAGGCAUCUCCAAGAAAUGAUUUAACAAAUGUUCGAGGAGUCAAAAAGUUGUUGGGAACACCAAGAACUCAGAAAUCACCUAAGAAUGAUUUAACUGAUGUUAGAGGUGUGAGGAAACUCUUAAGUUCUCCUAAAAAAUUAAGAUCUCCCAAAAAUGAUUUGACCAAUGUUCAGGGUGUCAAGCAAAUCUUUAAGAGUCCUAAAGAACAGAAGUCACCAAGGAAUGACUUAACAGAUGUGUCAGGGCUCAAAAACCUUUUUGAUGUGAGUAUUGAUGAAAGUAGAAACAUUAAAGCAACACCCCUCAGAACUAAAGGGGUUUCAAGUGCCAAGAGUUCUCGAAAGAAAACUGCUGUUUCUGAAGUAGUUGAGCGUACAACUCGAAGUCGUCGAAAAAUUGAUGUACAAUCUCCAGCAACUUCGCCUAAGGUCAAGAACAAAAUUCAGGAGACCCCUCCGACCUUGCCAGCUGAUAAUGUUCCAUCUCCUAAAAAAUUGCGAAAGGUCGCCAAAAGUAAUAAUGAAUCAACAAAGAAUGCGGAUGCCUCUAAUAAUUCUGUGUCAAACAAAGUGAUUGCUGAGGUACAUGACAAGAUCGAAGAAAACCUGACUCCUAACCAGAAAGGUAGGUCAAGAAACACAAGAGCUAAAAAGCGAAGUGCAGAAGUUGUUGCAGGAGACAGUCAAUCAGGUGACAUUGAUGUAACUCCACCAAAAACUAGACGCACCAGGAAAAAUACUGGUAGUGAAGAAAGCGUACCUCAUUCUCAACACACCUCUGAUGGAACUUCAGCUGCAGAGAAAAAUCUUGUUAGUAAAACCCCUCCAAGAACAAGACCUGGAAAAAACAAAUCUGUUGCAUCUGGGAGAACUGCUCUCAGAGACAGAAACAUAUCAGAGUCUUCAUCUGCAGGUUCUCCUGCUACUUCGAAGUCUGCAGAUAUACAAGGUUCUUCAUUAUCUAAAAAAUCACCUUCCAAAAAGCGUGGUAGGACAAAAUCAAUUUUACCCCCCGUUGAUACUCUGUCGGAAGGGGAAAAUAAGUCGCAAGCCAGAAAAUCCCCAAAAGCAACGCGUGGAAGGAAUCUGAAAUCUGUCGUAGUUCAUAUUUCAGAAGAGAGUGAAAAUACUUCUGAACUCUCAUCUCCAAGAAUUGUGGAAGUGGAAAGUAGCUCUGGGAAUAAGAAAUCGCCGUUGAAAACUCGUGGGAGAACAAAACCUAGUGGCAUUUCCACACCUGUAAAAGAUGCCAGUCCAGUACAACCUAAGGUACGGCGUGGGAGAAGCAAUCAAACUAAAUAUUCUGCCACCACGGAGGAACCACUCCAGCAGGUUAACGAUAUUGAGGUGAAGUCGGCUCUAGCAUCUCCUCAAACAAAGCAAACCCGCUCCAGGAAAGGUGAAACAAAAACUGUAAAAUUUCAUGAAAGUGUUGUUGCUGCUGCUCCUGAGAUACAGCCUUCUGAAAAAAAUCCAAGUAAAAGAAAUCGUUCGAAAGGAGAAGAGGAUGUGCCUGAAAAGCUAAGUGGUAAACCAUCAAAAAAAGCAGUAGCAACAAGAGCUACAAGAACCAAAAAGACGAAUUUGGAGGUGACUGAAACUACAGAUGAAAAUGACAGUGAGAACGUUAGAGCUACAAGAUCGACAAGGAGAAAGAAAACUUAA